This is a messenger RNA of Eucalyptus grandis, 1313 nucleotides long. RefSeq lists its product as uncharacterized. The transcript has 4 exons. The coding region runs from base 229 to 1113 and encodes 294 amino acids. NCBI's taxonomy places the organism in Eukaryota, Viridiplantae, Streptophyta, Magnoliopsida, Myrtales, Myrtaceae. The record is from RefSeq and is a predicted model, not a curated record.
CAGCCCGUGCCCUUUGUCUCAGCCAAUACACCCGCGCCCUCUCUGUCUCGAGUCCCUCCUUUCUCCGGCGUCUCUCAGCUUCUCCACCGUCAUCCUCUCCGGCGCCUCCCAACUCGUCUUUCUCUCCGGCGCCGACAGCUGCUGUUCCUUCACCGGCUGAAGCUUCUGAUUCGAGUUCCAUUGAUAUCAGUGUUUCCAAAAUCUUGCAUAUCUCCAAAAUUUGGUUAAAUGGCAUCUGAGAAUCAGACAUUCAGUGCAAAGUGGAGUGCAAAGUGGACCGAGUCUGUAACCAACAUAUUAGUAAAUUUGUUGGUGGAUGAGGUUAAAAAGGGAAAUCGCACCUCUUCUACUUACAACAAAGCGGGGUGGAAGAAUAUACAGACUGAAUUCAUCAAACAGACAGGAUUCCAAUAUAGCAUGGUACAACUGAAGAACAAGGUAAACAAACUAAGAAAACAGUAUGGCAGUUUUAAGAAACUUAUUUCUCAAUCCGGAUUUGGUUGGGAUAAUGUGAAGAAAACAGUUACUGUCGACGAUCCAAGUAUAUGGGAAUCUCACAUCAAGGAUAAUGUCGAUUGGGCAAAAUUCAAGAAGCAUGGAUUUCCUCAGUAUCCCAAGCUAUGUAUUGUAUUUGAUGGUACAUACGCUAGUGGGGAUUGCACCAAUGUUGAAGAUUUGACGAUGUCGGAGGAAAAUGACAAUGGUGGUGGUAAUGCAGAUGGUGACAAUGGUGGUGGCAAUACAGAUGACUUCAGUGAAUAUCACAUUGAUGAGAGAGUCUUUACAUCUGACAGUGCUCCAACUAAGAGGAGAAGGAGUAACCAAUCUGAGAGGAUUAGUAACCAAUCUGCUAUUGCUGACACUUGCAAAGCCAUACAGGAUUAUUUUAAAGCUAGGGCAAGUCAAUUUGUUAGUGGCUCUGCAACCUCAGUGGUUACACCACCACAUGUAGACCCUUUCUCCAUAUCUGCCAUGAUGGAUGUCCUACUUAGUAUGGAUGGGCUAGAACAAGAUCUUUAUAAUAAAGCAGUGGAACGAGCAUGCGAUAGUGCCCCAUGGAGGGAGGCUUUCAUUAAAUCCUCACCUGAAAGGAGAAUUGGACUUCUUCAAUGAAAGGGUCCAUGUAGAGAUCUAUAAGAUACUCUUCUUUUUGCUAGCUCUUAUUGUAAGAACUUUACUUAAAAACUUUUCUUCCAAGUAUGUACAUAUGGCCAUGUUCACAAUGUUUUUCUUCACUCACCAUGAACAAAAUUAAAUUGGUGAGUAUUCCCUGAGGAUUAUAUCAUCCCACCUGCCUCUCAUUUUGUGGAUCA